GUGAAUGACUUUGCUGUUAGCAGCCACUCGGUGAACGUAGCUAUUGUAUUAUCUGGAUGCUCUCUAACAGUGGCUCCAAAAUUCCUACCAAAUACUUUGAUCAGUGCAGAUUUUGCAGCCAAUUAUCUCACUAAGAUAUAUGGGCUAACAUUUGGACAGAAACCAAACUUGAGAUCUGUGUAUCUUCAUAACAACAAACUUUCAGAUGCUGGGUUACCUGAUAAUAUGUUCAAUGGCUCUGAUAAUGUGGAGAUACUCAUCAUGUCCAGCAAUUUCUUGAAGUAUGUUCCAAAGAAUCUCCCUCCAGCACUAUAUAAGUUACACUUAAAGAACAACAAGCUAGAGAAGAUUCCCAAAGGAGCCUUCAGUGAACUUACAGGUCUGCGGGAGCUGUAUUUACAGAAUAACUACUUGACUAAUGAAGGAAUGGACAAUGAAACUUUUUGGAAAUUGUCUAGUCUUGAAUAUCUGGAUUUGUCCAGCAAUAACCUCUCACAAAUCCCAAAUGGUUUACCUCGAAACAUCGUCCUCCUCCACCUGGAAAAGAAUGCAAUUAAGGUGAUUGGCAGAGAUGUCUUGACCCAAAUUAAGAACCUGGAGUACCUUCUGCUCCACAAUAACAAAUUAAAAGCCCGAGGUAUUCACCCGUUAGCCUUCCAGGGCUUAAAGAAGCUGCACACUGUCCACCUAUACAACAACAUGCUGGAAAGGAUUCCCAGUGGGCUGCCCCGGCGAGUGAAAACACUUAUGAUCCUUCAUAACCAGAUCUCUGAGAUUAACAGGAAUGACUUUGCUACCACUUACUUCCUUGAAGAGCUGAACCUGAGCUACAAUAAGCUCAAAAGUCCCCAGAUCCAUCGGGAAGCCUUCCGUAAACUGAGGCAACUGAAGUCCUUGGAUCUUUCUGGAAACAAUCUCCACACCGUGCCCUUUGGCUUUCCAAAGAACUUGCAGAUUCUGAAGCUGAAGGAGAACGAGAUAAGCAUCAUCCCAAAAGGGACUUUGUCUGGGAUGACAAAGCUGCGGGAACUAUAUUUGAGCAACAAUAAACUGAAAGUAAAUUCAAUUUAUUCAAGAGCGUGGAGAGAACUCAGCAGUCUCCAGUCACUAGACAUGGCUGGCAACCAGCUGACUUCUAUCCCAUCAGGCCUACCAGAAUCUCUAGAAUAUCUGUAUCUUCAGAACAACAAGAUCACAACAGUUUCAGAGAAUGCUUUUGAAUCCACGCCCAAAAUAAAGGGGAUUUACCUCAGGUUUAAUAAGAUUGCAGUUGGAGCACUGAAGGAAAGUACCUUCCAAAACCUAAAGCACUUACAGGUGCUGGAUAUUGAAGGGAACCUUGAAUUCAGCAACAGUUCAAAGAAUAAGGAUGACUCAGAAGAAGAAAUGGAAGAUGAGGAAGAAGAACUGAGAUAA
Messenger RNA from Cariama cristata (Red-legged seriema), 1416 nucleotides. RefSeq names its product podocan (gene PODN). The record is from RefSeq and is a predicted model, not a curated record. The annotation marks the transcript as partial. The transcript is spliced from 7 exons. Lineage: Eukaryota; Metazoa; Chordata; Aves; Cariamiformes; Cariamidae. Gene Ontology annotation, molecular function: protein binding.